AUGUGCGAAGUUCUGUGUUUCUGUGCUACUACUAUAUUAGCAUUAAUCAAUCAAAAAUAUUAUCGACCUCCUCAAUCCGAAUUGAAUAAUCCAAAUAUUUAUCCAAAACGAUCGUUCUACGGUAUUAAAGCGAUUCAACCCGAUGACUGGAAAAUUGAAGAUUUAACUGGAAAUGGUGUGGGAGGAAAAGCACCAUGUUCAAGUGGUGAAGUAGAAUAUGAUGGUUAUUGUUUCAUUCCAGCGUUGGAUGCUAAAAUAAAAAUGUAUAGUGAUAAACAAUUCAUGAUAACAGGAAUUUUAAUUGUACCUCCAGCAUGGGCUCGAAAAAAGAACACCAAUUUAAUAAAUGAACAAUCGAAUGGUAAAAAUAAUGUUGGACGAAUUGUAGAAUUUGUUAUUAUGAAUGAAGUAAAUGCUGCUGAAUGGUAUAAUGUUGGCUGUGGCAAUGGAAAAACAUGUGACAUUGAUCACUGGGUGAAACAUUAUAGUCAAGUUUAUUCAAGUGCAUAUGAUCAAAUUAAAAAACAUCAACCUCAAGCACCCGUGCUCAUCUCACUAGAACACCAUUUUGACAGUAUAUUUGAUAAAUAUGUUAGUGCUGCAAGUCCGUUCAUGUCUGGCCGUACAUUUUUGACAAAAUUUGCAUCACAAAUUGGUAAUCGAGACUGGUCGGUGGCAUUUCAUUCUUAUCCUCCUUCUCUAUUAAGAGCAGAAUUUGAUACAAAUGAUUGGCCAAAAAUUACAUUUGGAAAUGUUAAUAGAUUAGUUGGAUGGUUAAUGCAAACAUUUCCAAAUAAACCAUCAACUUGGAAAGUGUAUUUAACAGAAAAUGGUAUCAAUUCAUUAAAACCUCAUUCCGAUGAAAAUAAACAACAUGAUCAAUUAUGUAAAGCAUUUCAAAAUAUUCUUGCUACACCAAAUAUUGAAUUAUUCAUUUAUCAUCGAUUAAAAGAUCAUCCAGGUGAGACAAAAGACGGACUUGGUUUAGGUUUAGUCACUGAUCAAGGACAAUAUAAACGUGCAUGGUCAUUGUGGGCAUUAGUUAAUCGUUAUGAUGUUGGAAAAUUAUCGUGUGGAUUUGAAUUAUUACCAUAUGUUAGUUUAAAACGAGCGAAUCAUCCGACAAAUGGACAUUGGACAACAACAAGAAUAUUACCAAAUGGUUAUAAAUUAGAACGUCAAUGGAAAUUAUUUCGUGAACAGCAACCAGGUACAAAAUUAAUAUUUGAGUGUCAACGAACAGGUGAUAUGCGAAAUUUUCCAAGUGUUAAUCAAAACUGUGAGAAACAAGAUGCACUCGGACCACUUGGCUAUAUUUAUAAUGAUAAAAAAGACAAUACAUCACCAGUAUAUCGAUGUAGAAAAGAUUCAGAUUAUUUUAUUUCACCUGACUCGAAAUGUGAAGGGGCUACAAAUGAAGGUCUAUUAGGGUAUGCUUUAUGA
Molecule: messenger RNA, 1443 nt
Organism: Didymodactylos carnosus
Lineage: Eukaryota; Metazoa; Rotifera; Eurotatoria; Philodinida; Philodinidae
Source: the annotation of a GenBank genome assembly